AUGGGUAACUCUUGUGAAAGAGCCAUAUCUUUUUUUGGAGUUGUUCAGCGCAUAUAUUCAUUGUUUGCAUCGUCUACAAAACGGUGGAAUGUUUUGAUGUCUUAUGUUGGAAAUCUAACACUUAAGCCUUUUUCUCAAACACGUUGGGAAAGUCGUGUUGAGAGUGUUAAAGCAAUACGAUAUCAAACUUCACAAGUUAGAGAUGUUUUAAUUGACUUAGUUAAUACUAGUGAAGAUCCAAAGACAAAGAGUGAAGCCCAAUCCUUAGCAACAAAUGAAAUUGAGAGUUUUGAGUUCUUAAUUAGCUUGAUAAUAUGGUAUAAUUUAUUAUUUGCUGUAAAUACCAUUAGUAAAACCCUUCAAGCUGAAGAUAUGGAUAUUAAGAUUGCCGUAGGAAAGCUAAGAGGACUCAUCUUAUUUUUUGAACAAUAUAGAGAGAUAGGAUUUGUGGAAGCCAUAAUUGAAGCUAAAGAAAUAGCUAGUGCAAUGGAUAUUGAACCUGUUUUUAAAACAAAACGACUAAUUCGAAGAAAAAGACAAUUUGAUGAAACUAACAAUGAAGAUUUAAUACAUUCAGUUGAGGAGUCAUUUAGAGUUGAUUACUUUCUAUACAUAGUGGAUAAAUCUAUUUCUUCUUUUAGAAGUAGGUUUGAACAACUUCAAUUAUAUGGAGAGACUUUUGGAUUUUUGUUUGAUUUGAAGAAGUUACAUUCUAUUGAUAAUGAAAGUUUGAUAUCGUAUUGCACUAAACUUGAGAAUUUUUUGAAGUGUGAUAAUCUUUAUGAUAUUGAUGCAAGAGAUUUAGCUUUAGAAUUAAAAGUUUUGUGUAACACCUUGCCUGAAGAAGUAAAAAAACCUAUUGAAAUAUUAAAUCAUUUGCAAAUGCUUGAUGGUGGUUUUCCAAAUACAUGGAUUGCAUAUAGAAUAUUGUUAACUAUUCCAGUAACGGUAGCCUCCGCAGAGAGAAGUUUUUCAAAGUUGAAAUUGAUAAAAUCAUAUCUUCGGUCCACCAUGUCGCAAGAAAUGUUAAAUGGGUUAGCUAUGUUGUCUAUUGAGAGUGAUUUGGCGGAAAAUAUUGAUUAUACUAAUGUAAUUAGUGAUUUUGAAUCUCAAAAUGCUAGACGAGUUAUAUUUAAGUAA
Tripterygium wilfordii is the source of this 1140-nucleotide messenger RNA. RefSeq lists its product as uncharacterized. Gene Ontology annotation, molecular function: protein dimerization activity. The record is from RefSeq and is a predicted model, not a curated record. The coding region runs from base 1 to 1140 and encodes 379 amino acids. NCBI's taxonomy places the organism in Eukaryota, Viridiplantae, Streptophyta, Magnoliopsida, Celastrales, Celastraceae. The transcript has a single exon.